Messenger RNA from Brachypodium distachyon (stiff brome), 846 nucleotides. RefSeq names its product dirigent protein 21. Lineage: Eukaryota; Viridiplantae; Streptophyta; Magnoliopsida; Poales; Poaceae. The transcript has a single exon. Bases 101 to 664 code for a protein of 187 amino acids. The record is from RefSeq and is a predicted model, not a curated record.
UGUCCCUACAGCCCACUAUCCUCCUCUGCUCUCCUCAAAUACUCCACCCAAUCCCCACUCCCCUCCCUCGCUCCCUCCCCAGAUCUAUCCCACAUCCGCCAUGGCCGCCAAGGCUCUCCUCCUCGUCCUCUUCACCGCCGCAACCCUCCUAUCCCCAACCCCAGCCACCGCCGCCGACUCCGACGGGCUAACCAAGUUCAAGGUCUACUUCCACGACGUGCUCUCGGGCAAAUCCCCGACAGCAAUCCGGAUCGCCCAAUCCCCCACCACAAACUCCUCCUCCACCUUCUUCGGCGCCAUGGUGGCCAUCGACGACCCGCUCACCACCACCCCCGCCGCCACGGGAUCCCCGGCCAAAUCGAAAGACGAGGUCGGCCGCGCGCAGGGGAGCUACACCUUCGCCGACCAGACCACCUUCGGGCUCCUCAUGAGCAUGAACUUCGUGUUCACCGCCGGGGAUCAUAAAGGGAGCAGCCUGGCGAUUUACGGGCGGAACGAGGUGCUUUCGACGGUGAGGGAGAUGAGCGUUGUGGGUGGGACGGGCAAGUUUCGGAUGGCGCGAGGGUAUGUGGAGGCCCGGACUGUGGAUUCCGGGAAUACUUCUGGGGAGACUGUUGUUGAGUACACCGUGUUUGUCAAGACUGCUGCCGGAGGAGCUGCUUGAAUGCUUGAUUUGGGAGAGCUGGGUAGUGUUCGUGUUGUUGUUGUUGGCUUUUGUGUUGUGUGUGAUGGAUGAAUUGAGUGGAAUAAUUGUGGUUAAACUGUUCUAAUGCACCUACGUACGAUGGAGAAUUAAAAUAACAUAAUUGGGGAGCAUUUUGAUUUUGCAAUGAAAUGAUUCAAUUA